AGGAAAAGAAAGAAAAGAAGAUCUCUUCUACCACGACCAUCACAAUCCCCGCCCAACUACAUAAGAAACGUAGACUCAAUCUUCGUAGUGUCAAACUACACCAAGAAACUCCCCAGAACAAAAUGUUGGACUUGAUGACCUUGGGCUUCUCUAUGGGCAUGCAGCAGGAGCUGCAAUCUGUCCGCAAGGAAACGGGUGCUCAGGUCCACAACGGUACUGAACAAGUACAGGAGUCUUCGCCUUCUAUGGUUUCCAUGAUCGCGGAAAAUGUGGAAUCUGCUUUGACGGCAGUCGAGAACGCAGCUACCAGCAUCUGUGAGGCGAUGAUGCCCAGUGGAGAAGGGAUUGCUCAGGUACUAUCUACUAUGGCAUCACCUUUUAGUUUCAUGUUGUACAUGGCUACCAUCAACAUCAAGAAAUGAAAUAUUAGCACGUCAUUUUUAAAUCAUUGAAAAUUUCAAUUUGAAACACAAACAUCAACAACAACCUCUACUUAGUACUACAACUACAUUCUUGCAACCUCCCCGUCGGUCCCCAUGAUGCGUCAUUCUUUUCUGCUCAAGAAAAAUCCUCUUUCACAGGUCGUCGAAUCCGUGCAAGCACCGGUGUUGGACUUGUCGUUGCCGACCAAGCUGCGCCUGGCCCAAAAGUGAGUCAACAUCGUGGAGAACUACCUCAAAAUCAAUAGCUUGUAGUAGAGGAGAAAUAUCUUCAAAGAAAAGGACGAAUUGGUGGUGGAGGACGGAUGGUGAUAGUUGUACUAGAAGAGGUGCAAGAAUGGGAAAAACCAUUUUGAUGUUGAACAUAACGAGAGGACUAUUACAACGCUUUCAUGAUGAUCAUAUAAUUAUUCAAAUUCAUCUUCACAACCUGAUAAUUGAACAGAACAAAAAUAAAGCACUACCUAGUAAAAUCUAAAAUGCAGAUGAAAAUGCGCUUCUACUAUGAUCUAGAAGCAGUACUCUCCACAAGAACUACAUAUCAAAUUAACAUCUCAUUGUGAAAUUGAGUAAUUUGCUGGGAGGAGGAAAAACACAUAAAUCUUAUUACGUAAGUAGGCUGCUGCAAAAUAACGAGAUAAGUAUCAACAUAUGACAAACGCACGCGUACGUAGAAAACAUAUUAUAGCAACAAAACAUAAGAAUGAUCUUCUGUGCAUCUUCACAAGAUGAAAACCUAUAAAGACCACGACGUAAAAAUGUAUGAGUACACGAGAAAAAAUACGGUGAAGUCAAUCUUACUUAGUAGAUGGAGGAUGAUGUGCCACGGAGUCGCCAGUCUUUGUCGACGUCAUCAGGCAUCGUCAGUCGGUUGUCUCCACGACGCAUCUAAACUGCUAUAGAUGAUUGAAAGUAAAAGUACUCCAGGAAUAAGCACGCUGACGAACGUGCCAUGUUAU
This is a messenger RNA of Amoebophrya sp. A25, 1399 nucleotides long. NCBI's taxonomy places the organism in Eukaryota, Dinophyceae, Syndiniales, Amoebophryaceae. The record is from the annotation of a GenBank genome assembly.